AUGACGAUCCUCCUCCACGAUGUUGAGUACCUACUGCAGAUUCCUACUGAGGGACGACUGAUGGGCAUGAGUCGAGAUAGAUACUUGCAGGUGCACGUGACAACUUCCACAGUGGCGCAGGCGUACAUGUUGACGCUGUUGGGGUCCACUCUGUUUCUAGACAAGAGCGGAGACAAGGUUCGGUUGGGGGUGGACCUCUUUUUGGAUCCCAUUGAGCAGGUAGCUGACUACAGUUGGGCGUCAGGGACACUUGCUUGGUUGUAUAGACAGCUUGGUGAGGGGUCUCGGGCUGGUGCUAGGGGGAUGGCUGGUUGUCUCACACUUCUGCAGUAUUGGAUCUAUGAGUACUUUCUGAGUCUCAGGCCAUCGCACUUCGAGUCAGUAGUUUGCGGACAAGAUGAGUCGUGGGCUUCACGAUGGAUUGGGUUGCCGACACCAGGUACUGCGGCUGAUCCUAAUGUGAGGUUAGCGUACUACCGUCGCUCUCUUGAUAGCUUGACCCCUGCUGAG
Messenger RNA from Linum tenue, 510 nucleotides. The record is from the annotation of a GenBank genome assembly. NCBI's taxonomy places the organism in Eukaryota, Viridiplantae, Streptophyta, Magnoliopsida, Malpighiales, Linaceae.